AUGAAAGGUGAUCGAGCAGUGGCUGUGGUGGUGGAUCCUAUUCAGAGUGUUAAAGGGAAGGUGGUAAUUGAUGCCUUUCGCUUGAUCAAUCCCCAAACUAUGAUGCUUGGCCAAGAGCCACGACAGACAACAUCAAAUCUGGGGCAUCUGAACAAACCAUCUAUUCAAGCAUUGAUCCAUGGUUUGAACAGACACUACUACUCAAUAGCCAUAAACUACAGAAAGAAUGAACUUGAAGAGAAGAAGAAUGAACUUGAAGAGAAGAUGCUACUGAAUCUUCACAAGAAGAAAUGGACAGAUGGACUCACACUCCAGCGUUUUGAUGCUCAUUCCAAAACCGACGAGCAGACAGUUCAGGAGAUGUUAAACCUUGCGGUCAAGUAUAAUAAAGCCGUGCAGGAGGAGGAUGAGUUACCAGGGGGGGAGAGAGAUGAGAGGAUUGGGUUGGAAGUGAAUAAUGUGAUGAUGGGUUGGAUUCGUAGUAGACGGGGACAAGUUGGAGCACAAAAUCAGAAAAAUGUUGCUGGUGUUGAUGAUAACUUGAGGUUAAUUAUUCACUAA
Lycium ferocissimum is the source of this 561-nucleotide messenger RNA. RefSeq names its product 26S proteasome non-ATPase regulatory subunit 14 homolog. Lineage: Eukaryota; Viridiplantae; Streptophyta; Magnoliopsida; Solanales; Solanaceae. Bases 1 to 561 code for a protein of 186 amino acids. The transcript has 3 exons. Gene Ontology annotation, cellular component: proteasome regulatory particle, lid subcomplex. Gene Ontology annotation, biological process: protein deubiquitination; proteasome-mediated ubiquitin-dependent protein catabolic process. The record is from RefSeq and is a predicted model, not a curated record. Gene Ontology annotation, molecular function: proteasome binding; metallopeptidase activity.